AAUUUAAAGUAACUUGCUUAUAAAAAAAAAUAAAAUGUAAUGUAACUUGCCAAAAAACCGAUUUUUAUUAAUUGUAUGGUCCCAUCAUUAAUAUUUAUGUCUUGAUUGGUUCCUCCUUAAAUAUUGAUUUCCUGUGUUCAGUAGCUUCAUUAGAUUAGAGAUGGAAUCUAUGAUGAUCAACACAUGGUUGCUGUUACCUAUUCUUUUCUUGUCUGCAAACUAUUUGAUACAAUGUGUCAAUGGAAAACCCCAAGUACCUUGUUUGUUUAUCUUUGGUGACUCUUUAUCUGAUAGUGGAAACAACAACAACCUUCCUACCUCUUCAAAAGCUAAUUACAAUCCUUAUGGAAUCGACUUUCCGAUCGGUCCAACCGGAAGAUUUACCAACGGUCGAAAUUCGAUUGACAUAAUAACUCAACUUCUUGGAUUUGAGAAAUUCAUUCCACCAUUUGCAAACAUUAAUGGUUCAGACAUACUCAAAGGUGUGAACUAUGCAUCUGGGGGAGCUGGAAUUCGUGCCGAGACAAGCAUGACUAUGGGUUUUGUUAUCAGCUUGGGAUUACAGUUAAAAAAUCACAGAGUUAUAGUUUCUCAAAUUGCUGGAAAACUUGGAAGUGUUGACAAAGCUCAACAAUACCUUAACAAAUGCUUGUAUUAUGUGAAUAUAGGAAGUAAUGACUACAUAAAUAAUUACUAUCUUCCCCAAUACUAUCCAACAAGCCACAUUUAUAACACUGAGCAAUAUGCAGAAGUUCUAAUUCAAGAGCUAUCUUUGAAUUUACUGGCUCUACAUGAAAUUGGAGCAAGAAAAUAUGUGUUAGUUGGGUUGGGCCUUUUAGGCUGCACUCCAAAUGCCAUCUACCUUCAUGGGACAAAUGGGUCUUGUGUUGAAGAGGAAAAUGCCCCUGCAUACAUUUACAAUGCUAAGCUUAAAUCUCUAGUGGAUAAUUUCAACAAGUUUUCUCUUGAUUCCAAAUUCAUCUUCAUAAACAGUACAUCAGAAUCAGAUGGCCAGAGUUCGGAUGGUUUUUUGGUAUCAAAUGCUCCUUGUUGUCCAUCAAGGUUGGUUGGUGGAGGGUGUAUUCCUGAUGAAAAGCCAUGCUAUAAUAGGAGUGAUUAUGUGUUUUGGGAUGAUUUUCAUCCCACUGAUGCUUGGAACCAACUCAUUGCAAUAGGAUUUUAUGAUGAUCCAUAUAGUUCAGGGUACACUUAUCCAAUGGAUAUUAAGCACCUUGUUGAACAAGAAACUAAGAUGGAAUUGGAGUCCAUAAAUGAGAAUACAUCACAGCUUAGUGCCUCUAGUUAAAUAUGUUCAAGUUAUUUUUAGCUUAGUAUUUCUUCAUUGUCUUGAAGCUAAAUAAGGUUUUCAUAUCAAAUGGUUUCUGAAACCGAAAUAAAUCGAAUAAAUUUAAUCGGUUAUCCUGCCUUAAUUUUUUUCCCGAUUUGUCCGAUGAUGUGCUCAAGCAAAUUUGACUUGGCUUAUUAUUGUUAUAGUAUUUAACCUACAUUUACUCUUGGAUUCUGUAAUAGUAUUUGAUUCUGGAAUGAGAAUAGAAUGCAGAAUGGAUGCAAUAAUUAGUUUUAUUCAUCUUAUUUAAUUCAUUCAA
This is a messenger RNA of Trifolium pratense (red clover), 1607 nucleotides long. Its product is annotated as GDSL esterase/lipase At1g29660-like. Gene Ontology annotation, molecular function: hydrolase activity, acting on ester bonds. The transcript is spliced from 5 exons. The record is from RefSeq and is a predicted model, not a curated record. NCBI's taxonomy places the organism in Eukaryota, Viridiplantae, Streptophyta, Magnoliopsida, Fabales, Fabaceae. The coding region runs from base 161 to 1306 and encodes 381 amino acids.